This is a messenger RNA of Lethenteron reissneri (Far Eastern brook lamprey), 1308 nucleotides long. Its product is annotated as aquaporin-1-like. Gene Ontology annotation, cellular component: plasma membrane. The record is from RefSeq and is a predicted model, not a curated record. Gene Ontology annotation, biological process: water transport; transmembrane transport. Lineage: Eukaryota; Metazoa; Chordata; Hyperoartia; Petromyzontiformes; Petromyzontidae. Gene Ontology annotation, molecular function: water channel activity.
CGCCACCACCAGCGCGGCGCUCAAUGCCAACUCCGCACUCCGCUGACACUCAGCGCACCCCGUGUCUCUCUCUCUCUCUCUGGGCGCGCGCGUCUCUCCCUCGUCUCCUGUCGCCUCCACUUUAACUAUACCGAGCUCCAAAGCGGACAUCAUCGUCGUCGUCUCGCCUAUCCACGCUCCGCGCCUGUCCUCUGACAAGCGUGGACAUAGCCCAUCCGUCCGUCGAAGCAGCCCCAACCAACGCCCUUCCCCGAGACAUCCAUCCAUCGACCCUCUCAACGUCUCACCUUCCUCACCUGCGCAGGCACCUCGACCUUCCCAGCCGCCGCCGCCACCAUCCCGUCAUCGAAUCCGCUCGCUCCGAUCUCCUCCGAUGGCCUCCGAGCUGCGCUCUCGACCUUUCUGGCGAGCGGUCUUCGCGGAAUUCUUGGCCACGGCCGCCUUGGUGGCUCUCGGGAUAGGCUCGACACUCAGGUGGGGACGCGCCGACGGCUCCGUGGAUGUCGUGCGCGUGUCUCUGGCAUUCGGGCUCGCGGUGGCCACCCUGGUGCAGUGCGUGGGUCACGUGAGCGGUGGACACCUCAACCCUGCCGUCACGUUUGGCCUCCUGGUGGGGUGCCGGCUGAGCGCGCCACGCGCCCUCUUCUACAUGGUGGCGCAGGUGAGCGGGGCCCUGGCGGCCUGCGGCCUCCUCUACGGCCUCACCCCUGCCGUGCAGCGCGGCUCCCUUGGCCUCAACUCGCUGGGACCCGGCGUGACCCACGCGCAGGGCUUCGGCGUGGAGGUGCUCAUCACCUUCGCGCUGGUCCUCUGCGUCCUCGCGUCCACGGACUCGCGGCGUCGCGACGUGGGCGGCUCGCUGCCCCUGGCCGUGGGCUUCGCGGUGGCGCUGGGCCACCUGUUCGCGAUCAACUUCACCGGGUGCAGCAUGAACCCGGCUCGCUCCUUUGCUCCCGCCGUGCUAACGAGGAAUUUCAAAGACCACUGGGUGUUCUGGCUGGGCCCGCUCAGCGGAUCGCUGUGCGCUGCCCUCUUCUACGACUUCCUGCUCGCCCCGCGCUCCGUGCCUCUGCGAGCGCGGCUCAGGGCUCUCCGCUCGGGGCCCCUCGAAGAGGCUUCGCCCGCACCCCACGACUCGACCGAGAGCCCAGACGACAUCAAGCUGUGACCCCCCCACCCCCACCCCGCGUUCUCCCCCGGCCCCCCACCGCGCCCGCGUACACCGGUGUUGCUUUGCUUUUCGGUUCUGGUAGAUUUUCGACGGAGAUGACGCUGCGGCCGCGCGAGGCGUACGGCGCUCCGCUGCGU